This is a messenger RNA of Monodelphis domestica (gray short-tailed opossum), 1608 nucleotides long. RefSeq names its product metaxin 2 (gene MTX2). The record is from RefSeq and is a predicted model, not a curated record. Gene Ontology annotation, cellular component: cytoplasm; SAM complex. Gene Ontology annotation, biological process: mitochondrion organization. NCBI's taxonomy places the organism in Eukaryota, Metazoa, Chordata, Mammalia, Didelphimorphia, Didelphidae.
UGCGUUGGGGAUACAAGGAAAGACCAAGACCAAGACCACCAGCCUUAAGGGGCUCAAGUCUAAUCGGGAAGUGCAUGUUAAGGGAGAUCGGAGCUGAGUAGGGCGAGUCACUGCAAACCAAACACUGAAAUUCCUAUUUCACAGCACAAUAGAUCCCCGGAGGUCACGUGGGCCAACCCACUCCUUUUACCGAGGGGGAAACUGAGGAGUGAAAGGCAUUGGCUCGGCAGGCAGACAGCGGCGGCCCAGGAGGGGGAGGGGCAGGCGCGGUGGGGCGGGAAGUCGUCCCCCGGCUGCCCGGCGUGGUUGUCAGCUGCACAGGAAGUUCCUGUCGGUGCUCCGACUGUAACCUUGUGGGACUUCUCGGUCCGGAGCGGAGGAAGGGGGUAGAGAACAGCCAGGAAGUGCCGUACUUCGCUCCGCUCCGAAUUCCGCCGUCCCAGUCCCGCGAGCAGACGCAGGCCGCGGCCCAGAAGCGGCGGCGGCGGCGGAGGAGGAGGAGAAAGAGCGGCGGCGAGGCGAGGCCUGCACGGGUCCCACCGCCAGCAUGUCCCUGGUGGCUGAAGCGUUCGCCUCCCAGGUUGCAGCUACAGAACCUUGGCCUGAAAAUGCUACACUUUAUCAGCAGCUGAAAGGGGAACAAAUUUUGCUUUCUGAUAAUGCUUCUUCUCUUGCUGUUCAGGCCUUUUUGCAAAUGUGUGAUCUCCCCAUCAAAGUGGUUUGUAGAGCAAAUGCUGAAUAUAUGUCUCCAUCUGGUAAAGUACCUUUUAUUCAUGUGGGAAAUCAAGUGGUAUCAGAACUUGGUCCAAUAGUCCAAUUCGUAAAAGCCAAGGGCCAUUCUCUUAGUGAUGGGUUGGAUGAAGUCCAAAAAGCAGAAAUGAAAGCCUACAUGGAAUUAGUCAAUAAUAUGCUGUUGACAGCAGAGUUGUAUCUUCAGUGGUGUGAUGAAGCUACAGUAGGGGAGAUCACUCACUCUCGAUAUGGAUAUCCUUAUCCUUGGCCUCUGAACCACAUCUUGGCUUACCAAAAACAAUGGGAAGUCAAACGCAAGAUGAAAGCCAUUGGAUGGGGUAACAAGACUCUGGAUCAGGUCUUAGAAGAUGUAGACCAGUGCUGUCAAGCUCUUUCUCAAAGACUGGGAACACAACCUUAUUUUUUCAAUAAACAACCAACUGAACUUGAUGCCCUGGUCUUUGGCCAUCUCUUCACAAUCCUUACCACUCAGUUGAUCAAUGAUGAGCUCUCUGAAAAGGUGAAAAAUUACAGCAACCUCCUUGCUUUCUGUAGGAGAAUUGAACAGAACUACUUUGAAGACAAAGAACGCGUCCCUCUCAGGAGAAAAUCAAAAACCCAGUCCGAAGAAAAUACGCUAAAGAAGAGAAAGGCAAAAUCCAAGCUUUGGAUACUUGUGAGAACACUGGGAGGUAGCCUGGUCAAGACUCUGCCUCUCUGGAGAUUGACCAACAGCUAUUAGAGCCUCGGGAUGUGAAGGCUAACCUCCCUCUUUUACCCCUGGAAGAACACUGCUGGCUUUAGCUACGUUCCUAGAUGCUGUAGUCGGGCUAUCAGUAUCCCCUUCUUUGAAUAAAUUCUCCUUAUUUCACAAAA